AUGGUUAACCCUUCAAUUGUCAUUGUGCCAGGUGCAUGGCACCAACCUGCACACUUCGAAGGCCUCAUCCAUGACCUUGCAAAGGUCAACUACGAUGCAGAGGCUGUGACAAUGCCUUCGGUGAACUCCAACCCUCCACUGCCCAGCUGGGAGAAGGACGCGCAGGCUGUGCGACAAGUGAUUCUGACCAGACUGGAUGCCGGAAAGGAUGUAAUUGUCCUGGCACAUUCGUUUGGCGGCGUCGCCAUGUCGGAGGCAGCGAAGGGUCUAGGAAAGAAGGAACGAGAUGCACAGGGCUUGAAAGGCGGUAUAAUCAAGCUGGUCUACAUGUGCGCGAUGGCGUUGCCGGAAGGCCAGACCCAUUUCGGUCAGUUGGUCCCGCAGACGCCCGAGGAAGAAGAGAUCCAGCGUCAGCGCAAGGAGUUCGAAGAAAAGUUCGGUGGACCGGAUGUAUCAGCGGAUGGAGUAAUCACACUCCCGAAGGACCUCGUCCACCUCAUGCUUUAUAACCGUUGCGACCAGAAGGAUGUCGAAAGGGCUGUGGGGCUCCUGGGAACAUUCCCCGUGGGCCCGUUUACCGUUCCUGUCACAUACACCGCGUACCGUGAAAUUCCAAGCACAUACAUUGUCUGCAAAAACGACCACGCAGUGGAGGAAGCGUAUCAGCGAAGGAUGAUUGCGCAAGGCGAGGGCUGUUUUGAGGUUGAGGAAUGCGAGGAGGGCCAUUCCCCAUUUUUGAGUAACCCGGGCUUUAUUGUCGAUUGUUCGGGUCCAGACGGAAUUCCCGAUGCGAUCUGCCAAAAUUGCAAACGUCUGAGACGCCAAUGUACAUUCGAAUUCGCUAUAGCCCAGUCCAGUCCCUUCUCUCGCAAACGACCAAAGCGAAACUGCGGGGAACCUAUAAUAUCAACGAGGCAAAAUGAAUAUAACGACUUUGAUGCAACACCCGAGGAAGUCGUUGGCAGCCCGAGCAAUCGAUUUGAUGCUACCUCCAUCGCUGACCAAGAUGUUCUAGCGGCUUGGUUGAAUCUCGACUAUGAUGAGAUCGUCGCGGAUAGCGUCAACUUGUUUUCAACAAACUUUGGGCCUUCCAACUCAUUCACUGCGCUUCGUUCGGAGGACAAAGCGCUGGAGGAGAGCCAGCUUGAGGGUCAACGUACAGAUCUCACGUCUCAUCUGACUUGCUUGCACGGGGGACAAAAACUCGAAUCAAAUCGUCACCGACCAACAAUUGGCCUUUCAUUCAAUAGUCCUAUCAACCUGCUGAAUUCUGGAAUAGAUGCAAAUAUAUUGGGUGAUCGUCUCGCUCGGAUUUACGAAGCAAUAGCUACAGCCAGUGCGUUGAGGGUUUUGGACUAUGACUGCAAUCUUUACGCGACUAUGAGUCGCUACCGGUUGAAGAACAGUGACUCAGGGAGCUCAAAUGGAUCGGCAACUUCAGCAAUGGAUCCAAUCCCUAUCACACCCCGAUUUUCUCUUCCGGUAUCGUCAAAAGCAAUCCCUUAUGAGAUUUCCUUGUUGGGAAGUGUUCGGUUCCUUGAUCAUCUGGGUGGCCUCUAUGGCAAUCGACUGAAUUCGGCCGCGCGGAAGAAAUCAGAUGAGACUUUCAAUGCGGUUCUUCGCGCAUUCUCAAUGCAAUGGUUGCCAAGCUCGUCUUCCUUUGAAGCAAGCUUGGCUCAUGAUGACUUUUCUCGAAAUCCAAAGUCUGGAGAGGCAGGAGAUGACUUUUCCUUGAACGCUUUCAUUGAUGCUUGGGUACGAGCAAGAUCACUUCUCAGCGACGCAAAAGAUAUUCGGUCAUUUCGAGUUGUAUUGGCAACACUCCUGUUUGUUGGUAUUGUUACACCUACUAAAAUAAUGGACAGAGAGGAUCUUGUACCAAACCACUUCCUAGACAUAGCUUUACAAAAGUUAUUCUACUUGGAUGGACUCGUCACUCAAUACUGUGCGAACCUGGGACCAUCAUCCACAUAUAGCGCUUUAGCUGAAGGAAGUUUAAACAUCGUCCGGUGGACUGCGUAUAUCCGUGACACAGGCGCAGCGUUAGCGAUGGAUUGGCAAUGCAAACUUCCAGAUCUAUGGCGUACUACAAAAGUUUUUUCUGGCAAAGAGGCCGUAGCAGCAUUAGCAGUCUCUCAAAAUAUCCUUGAGUUGAACAUCAAUGUUCAACCCAUCUGCCGGAAAGCUAGUGCAGAAACAUUCAUUCUGUGGAGGCAGAUUAUAAAAAUCAAAACCGCUGCUAACCAGGAGCAUGGCACCGCCAAGGAACGGUGCUCGUCAACAAUUGAAGCAACAAACUUGAGCAUGGCAGCUGUUCUUUCCCUCGUGAUGUUCUGGAGUCUUGGGGUUUUUCUUCUCGCCGAAGUCUUCGAAAGGGUGACCAAAGACCUUGAUGCUUCUAUCGAACAAGAAAUAGGGCCCGCUGUCUGGGAAUAUCAGCGCGACGCAGCCUCAUGCGUGGCACAGGUAGUUGAAUGCGUACUCAGCUUACCCGCCGAGGAGGCCUUCAACCUCCAAAAUGGACUCGGUGCCGAAGUCCCACUCACCGCUUAUCAUGUCACUCCCAGCUUAGCUAUCACAGCCCUUCAAAGGGCCAUUGAGAGUGUUAUAGACCUGCAGCUUCACUCUUGCUCCGAUGAUCAUUCAUCAAAGGAUGACACACAGUUUUUGAUACCAGACGGGAUCUGGGAUCGAAAAAUCGAUAUCCUCAUGAAAGGACUCAUGUCGCUUGAUGUCACUAUUGGCGGGUCACAGACCUGUGGUGUGGCCCUCAAGGAGCUGAUGCACAAAUACGGGGAUAUACUGUCUGAGUGCUGGACUUCGGGGUAUGACUCAUGA
Penicillium digitatum Pd1 is the source of this 2838-nucleotide messenger RNA. NCBI's taxonomy places the organism in Eukaryota, Fungi, Ascomycota, Eurotiomycetes, Eurotiales, Aspergillaceae. The record is from RefSeq and is a predicted model, not a curated record.